This is a messenger RNA of Rotaria sordida, 1266 nucleotides long. Lineage: Eukaryota; Metazoa; Rotifera; Eurotatoria; Philodinida; Philodinidae. The record is from the annotation of a GenBank genome assembly.
AUGGAUUUGUGGAAAGAUAUAUUAAAAUUAUCUGAACAUCGUGUUUUCCAAAAUGGCUUAGUACAAAAAAAGAAAAAAAAAUGUCGUGGCAACAGAAAAUUACAACGUUUUCGGCGAUCAACUCGAAGAAAAGCAAUGUCAAAUCAAGCAAAUGAAAUGUUAAAUCUCAUUAAAGAAGCAAAUAAUUCAAUUUAUAAAAAUAUUGAACAAAUGGAUGAGUUUCCAUUAAUAAACGCGGAUCACAUAUGCGCGUAUGAAAACAGUGAAGAAAACUUAGAAUUUGAUUUAAGAUUUGAACCAUCUUAUUUAUCAGAAUCAGAAAUGGAAUCCGAAUGCCAUUCAGUAAUAUCUAUAAUCUAUCCAAAAAAGGCGAAAUGUUACAAUUUAUGUACUGAUCAUUGGAAACAGUUGCUUAAAAUCAAACCAAAUUAUAAAAAAUUAACCUAUUAUGAGUUCAAAGAUGUGUUAAUCAAAACGAUUCCUGUUCAUUCACAUCAUCAUAUUAAAAAUUGGUUAACAAAUAUUACAAUGUUAGAUUUCUUAAAACACCGUGCUGAAUUAAUUGCUACUGUUUUUCAAUUAAGAAUUGAAUUAGAUUAUUGGAAUUAUAUAGCCGAUUUAACAAUUCAUCCUGUAGUUAUUUGGUUAUUAGAAAUUGGUAAAGAUGGAACGAAAAAAAAUUCUAUUAAUUGGGAUCAUACGAAAAGAAAAGCAAUUGUCCAAAAACAACAAAAAAAAAUUCAAAAACAAUUACAAAAAGCUGAACGUGAUUUAAAUUUUCAUCUACAACAACCAUAUCCUUUUGAAUGUGAACUGACGAAUAAAACUGCUUUAUUUAGUUUUAUGAAUGUUAUCGCUAAUGGUCUUAUUACUCUUGCCGAAAAUAAUUUAAAUUAUCUUCGUACCAACUUCGAACAGAAGAAAAUUUUAUUAAACUUUGAUAUUACUAAUGCAAAUCUUGUCAAAUCAUUCUAUGAUUUAAAUCCAACAGAGGAGCAGAUUGUUAUCGUUCGAAAAACUUGGCGAGAUCAACUCAACGUUUGCAAAAAAGUAAUUCGUCAAAAAAAGAAGAAUAGUUCAAGCUCGAUAUAUCAACAAAUUGCAUGGAAGAAUGGUGCUGCUGUUGAACAAGAUCCAUUACUUUUAAACGGUUUAUUCAGCGCAUCAAUGUAUCAAAUUAUUCAAGAUCGUUUGAAAAAUAUGAAAAAACGUACUAAACAAUUAUUAGGAUUUGUUCAGACUAUCGAUGACAAUAUUUUCUUCUAA